AUGUCAAAUAUAACAGUAAGAUUCUUCUUAAAUGGAAAAUCGAUUUCAGUUAAACCACUGAAUUCACAAGACAAUUUGAAAACAGCAAGAGAGAAAUUAAAAGAAAAGAUGUCUGGUUCUCAACAAUUCCUAACAAAAGAAGGAGAUUUAAUUGAUAUAAAUGAUGAAGAUUCAUUUACUAUAGAAGAUGUAAUUGAUUCAUCAAGAAUAAUAAAUAUCAAAGAAAAAGAAGAUAAAAAGGAAUUAAAAAUAAAAUUAAAUGACAAAUUAUUUAAAACUAUUGAAUUGGAUAAGAAAACAAAAUUAAGUGAUGUCAGAAAAUCAAUUCAAAAUAUUCCAGAAUCUGCACAUUUCUAUACACUUGAUAAUGAAAUAAUUGAAAAAGAUGAAGAAGAAACAUUUUUAGUAGAAAAUAUAAUAAAUAAUGAUGAAAUUAUUAUUAAAAAUGAAAAAGGAAUGGAUACUAUAACUAUUGGAAUAUAUUUGGAUGGAAAAAUAUUCAUGAAAAAACAAUUCGAUAAGAACAUUUCUCUUUCUGAUAUCAGAAAGGAACUUGAAAUUGUAACAUGUAUAACAAAAGGUUUUGUAUUUGAAGAUCAAGAAAGAAAUAAAAUACAAAGAGAAAAUGAAAAAUCAUUAAAAUUAUCAUCUAUUUUAUAUGACAACAAGAUCAAUAUAACAACAGAAAUGUCUGAUACUUCAUCAAAUAAUAAUACAACAUCUGUUGGUUCACCAUGUAAUACUACAACACAUAAUACUUCAUCAAAUAAUACUACAACUGUACCCAGAAAAAAUGUUCCAAUUGAAGGAAGUAUAAGAUUGGAAAGCCAUGAAAAAGGAAAAUUGAAAAUAUAUUUAUAUCCAAAUGAAGAAUUUAAUACAAUAGAUGAAAGUGAUGCAAUUGCUAUUUUAGUUGUUGGACAAACAGGAAGUGGUAAAACAACAUUAUUAAAUAGUUUUGUAAAUGCAAUAUGUGGAAUCAAGAUAACAGAUGAUUUUAGAUAUAUAAUUAUAAAUGAAGAUAAUUUAGAACAGAGUAAAGAUCAAUCUAAAAGUCAAACAAGUGAAGUAACAAUUUAUAAUAUUAAAAGAACAAAAAGAACACCACCAAUAAAAAUAAUAGAUACACCUGGAUUUGGAGAUACAAGAGGAAUUGAACAUGAUAAAGAAAUUACUAAACAAAUCAAAGAAGCAUUUGAAACAAAAGUAUUAGAUUUAAAUGCUAUUUGUUUUGUUGCACAAUCAAGUAAUCCAAGAUUAACAACAAGUCAAAAAUAUAUAUUUGGGAAUAUUAUUGAUUUAUUUGGGAAUGAUGUGAUAAAUAAUUUUAUUGCUAUGCUUACAUUUUGUGAUGGUGAAGACCCACAAAUUAUUAAUGCAUUACAAUCCAAAGACUGUAUUUUCAGUACAAUUAUUUCAUACAUAGAUGAGCCAUGGUAUUUAAAAUUUAAUAAUUCAGCUAUUUAUGAUGAUGAUAUUAAAGAUGGAUUUACACAAAUAAUAUCAUUAAAACAGUCCAGAGAAGUUUUGAAGAGAAGAGAACAAAUUAAAACUCAAAUUGAAGGGCUGAGAAUAUCAUUAAAUAAUGGAAUAUCAAAAAUGAGUGAAAUAGAACAAACAUGUGAACAGUUCUAUUUGAAUCGAGAUAAAGUUAAUAAUAAUCAAGAUUUUACAUUUACUGUUGAUGUAACAGUACAAAAAAAGAUUGAAUUAGAAGUAGGAGAAUAUGUAACUAAUUGUUUGAGAUGUAAUAGAACAUGUCAUUAUCCAUGUUAUAUUGAAGGAGAUAUAAAAGAUGGAUGUUAUUGUAUUGGUGAUAAUGGAUAUUGUAAAGUAUGUGGAUGUCAUUACACACAACAUGCAAAUGGAAAAUAUAGAUUUGAUUAUGUAACAGAAACAAAACAACAAACAGCACAAGAAGUACUUGAAAGAUAUAACCAAGGUAAAAAAGGUAUGGCUAGUGCAGAAAAUCUGUUAAACAAGUUGGAAGAUGAAUAUAUUAAAAUCCAAAUGGAUUGUUAUGAUAAAGAAUUAAAAAUUAUAAAAUGUAUUAAUAUAUUAUCAUCAAUUGCAUUAAAUGAUAAAAUUACUAGUUCCAAUGAAUAUUUAGACCAAUUAAUUGAAACAGAGAAUGAAGAAAAGAAAAGUGGAUAUAAAAAACGAAUUGAAGGAUAUAAACAACUUAAACAAACAAAUGAAAUAAUAGAAGGUAUUAUGAAAAAAGCCUCAACACAAAAGAGUAAGGAAGAGAUUAAAGCAGAGAUUGAAAGAAAAAUGAAAGAAUUAAAACAAGGAGAAAAAUCAACAUUAGGUAAAUUCAUUCAAAAAAUGAGAAGUAUGUUUUAA
This is a messenger RNA of Entamoeba dispar SAW760, 2346 nucleotides long. RefSeq lists its product as uncharacterized. Lineage: Eukaryota; Evosea; Mastigamoebida; Endamoebidae. Bases 1 to 2346 code for a protein of 781 amino acids. The record is from RefSeq and is a predicted model, not a curated record. The transcript has 2 exons. Gene Ontology annotation, molecular function: GTP binding.